Molecule: messenger RNA, 3843 nt
Organism: Ceraceosorus guamensis
Lineage: Eukaryota; Fungi; Basidiomycota; Exobasidiomycetes; Ceraceosorales; Ceraceosoraceae
Exons: 3
Coding region: 277-3618 (1113 amino acids)
Biological process (GO): positive regulation of DNA-templated transcription
Cellular component (GO): SWI/SNF complex
Molecular function (GO): histone binding; DNA binding
Source: RefSeq, a predicted model, not a curated record
AAUUAUAAGCCUUCUGAUGCGAGCAUCUCAGCGAGCAAGGUCAUCGAUCAUUCGUGACCACACGACUACUGGCACAAAUCUCACGCCAACGCUCUCGGACGCGACCGCUUUUGCGCUUCUCAAAUUGACAGGUCACGAAUCUCGAGAGAACCAUUGUACCAAACUCUCUCCAGUCUUCGAAGCACUGGCUGCCCAGCACGCUGAGCAUCCCAUCCAGCUGGGAGUGACCCAGUCUCGGGCGAUUCAUCUCUCCGACAUCCUUGACAGCGCGUCAAGAUGAGUUUGGGCGUCACAGGCGCUCCAGACGCGCUGUUGUGGAACGAUGCAUCCACGAUCUCCAAGUUAGCGGCGCUGGUCGGUCCUGUCACAUCAGCGCUGAGCGGAUCCGGCUACCCUGCAAAGCUGCCCGGUUCCUCACAAGACCUCACAGCCAAGGAUCUCGCACUUGUUGCCUUCGACUUGCAGUGCUUCCAACACAAAGUCUUGGGUCCAGAUGCACCUCGACCUACAGCAUCCGACGAGAACGGCAAUGCACUUCCGCACCCGCCUAAGAUUCCAGCUACCUUGUUCCUACCUGCGGCUUCCCUCUCCUCGAUGUCCCUGCCACCUGCAGAAGACUCUCCACUCAGCUGCAUUCUGCAAGCUGCACUCAUCAGUGCAGCCUCGAAAGCGCUGGAGUCGUGGAAUGUGGAUGAUGCAGCAAAUCAGGGGAAGUUGAGGCAGAUCGUGGUGGAAGUGAGAGCUGCGCUUAGAGCCAAGGGACACUUGCCAAAGCACACAGUCUUUGGGGAGACCGAAAUAUCCGAAGCCGAAAUCGUAGCUUACCGAAAACUUGCUACACAAUUAGACUGUGAAUGGACGAGCGAUCGCUCAGCAGCCACGCAUAUCCUUUUCUCCUCGCCCGAAAGCAUCCCUUCCUCCCCCUCGGCUAGCGCUGCCGCGCCCUCCGAAUACUUCCGCACCCUGGCUAGGACGACGCUUGCAAGUGGAAAGGCGGUAGCCUUGAUUCAUGUGUGGUACAGGCCCGACUCAUUCGACACCUGGCUCCCUGCAAAAGACUUUUCUUCCCCAGAACCAGAGCCAGCGCCAAAGAACCCCGAGCUUGCACGAACGGUGGGCACCAAGUGGCUCGUGGAGAGUGCCAAGUACAACGAGCUCAUGAACGAAGAGGACUAUGAGAAGGACGAUGCAGAGGAAGCCAAGGCACGCGCUGAAGAGGUCGGCUUAGGCGACGCAGAGGCGGGCAUCUCGGACGCCAAGAGCGAGAAGCCGCGCAAGCGAAGUCUGCCAGAUGAGGUCACUGAGGAAGGUGAGGGAGAAGGCUCUGGAGCGCCAGGCAGCAAGCGCAUCAGGCUCUUCGUCGCUUCUCGUCCGUCUGGCGCCAUUGCGGUUGACGUUUCUGGAGCGAGCGGUCCCGCGCCUGGCAAAAAUUAUGAAUCCAACCCUGUUCCUGGAGGUGCGAUUGGCAACCUGCCGCCUGAGGCUGCACCUGGCCGGUCUCAAGGCGCAUCGCCCGCGGUGCAAGUAGCUGGAGAUACAAGCAUUGCUGACGGCGAUGUCACAAUGGGCGAAGCUUCCCUACCAUUAAUUGAGGUUGAGGAGGUUCCCUCGGCGGCUGAUGCAGCAGCUGCUGCGAGCGCCGAUGCAGCCGAUCGUCAAGCACAACAAGCAGAAGCAGACAAUCUGGCUCGGAUGUACCUGGCAGAGCAGACGCAAGAAGUGAUCAUUCCAUCCUACUCGACCUGGUUCAGCUUUGGGUCGAUUCACUCCAUAGAGAAGCGCAGCUUGCCAGAAUUCUUCAAUGGCAGGAACCGAAGCAAGACGCCAAGUAUCUACAAGGACUACCGUGACUUUAUGGUCAACACGUACAGGCUCAAUCCCAGCGAGUAUCUGACCUUUACAGCUUGCAGACGCAAUUUGGCAGGCGACGUGUGCGCCAUCAUGCGGGUACACGCUCUACUCGAGCAGUGGGGCCUCAUCAACUAUCAAGUGGAUCCGGACACGAGGCCUGCCACUCUAGGCCCUCCCUUCACGGGCCACUUCCGUAUUACGGUGGAUACUCCACGAGGCCUUCAGCACGCUCACCCCGGCACCAAGCCGCGUCCUGCACGCACACUGCUAGCCGAUGGCGAGAGCGGCGCACAACAACCUCAGGCAUCCAGUUCGGCUCAGCCUAGCGCACCCGACCUCACCCUCGAGCUAAGACGGAAUGUCUAUCAGACGACCAUGAAGGCAGCUGUGCCUGUGGACGGACAGACAGCUUCAUCGCUGGCAGCUGCAGCCGACGCUGCUCUCAAAGCUGGUGCAGGCGCAGCGAGCUCGUACUCCUGCGACACGUGUGGCACCGAGUGUACGAGGUCCCGUUAUCACAGUGUGCAUGCUCCUUCUCGUGGGCCAGGCGCAGGCGGAUACGUGCUCUGCCCAAACUGUUAUCUCGAAGGUCGCUUCCCGUCUUCGAUGUACAGCGGCGACUUCGUUCGCAUCGACGACUCACCAUUCAAGCAAGGUGGAGCACCGAGUCAAGACGACUGGAGCGAUGCAGAGGUGCUGCGACUACUGGAGGGUCUCGAAAUGUAUGAUGACGAUUGGGCACAGGUGGCGAGUCACGUCGGUACGCGUAGUAGAGAACAGUGCAUCACGCGCUUCUUGCAAAUGCCAAUCGAGGAUCCCUACCUCGACGGAGGAGCGCCUCGUAAGCCUACAAGUGGCAUUGACGCCACCCAAAAGGCUUCGCGCGAGACCACACAAUCAGACCUAGGUGCUCUGCAGUACGUGCGCGAUCUCAAGAACGCAGCGAUUCCUUUCGCUCAGACUGACAACCCCGUCAUGAGCGUGGUUGCUUUCUUGGCCAGCGCUGUGAGCCCUGCUGUUGCUGCAGCCGCUGCCCAAAGCGCUCUAGGCGAGCUGACGGAUGGCAUGCGGAAGCGCAUCGCAUCAAAGGAUGGGUCGCAGAAUUCGCAAGCCGCUGACGGUGCCAGGGGCGCAGACGGCGCCUCUAAAACGCAGAACGAGCGCAGUAAAGAAGACUCAGGAGCCCCAGCUGCUGCAGGCGCGAGUGCCGACAAUGCCAUGGACGUGGACUCGUCCGACAAGACAGCAGACGUAUCCAUCAAGAUUACAGAUGCUGCCAAGUCAGCUGUAGCUCAAGCUCGGGAAGAUAGGGAAGAUUUGGCCAAAGAUUCGCAAGCUAUCCCGCGCAACGCCGUCGAGAAAGCGGCUGCUAUAGCUCUUGGCGCUGCGGCUGCUAAAGCUUCCAUUUUGGCCAGCCACGAGGAAAGAGAGUGCCAACGCCUAGUGGGACAGAUCAUCGAGGCCCAGAUGAGAAAGAUGGAGAUUAAAAUGUCGCACUUUGAAGAGCUCGAAGGCUUGUUGGAACAGGAGAGGCGAUCUGUCGAGGCUGGCCGCAAGCAGCUGUACGCGGAUCGUCUGGCGCUUAGCAAGCAGGUAGCUGCCGUCAACGAUCUGCUCAAGCGCGCUCGCGAAGCGCCUGCCAAUGUCACACCGGCUGACGUGGCCGCGGCGUCGUCAGUGGCGCAUGGGUUGCCACAGCAAGGUCCCUCUGUUCAGGUCAGCGAAGUUCCUGCUCACCCUUCCUCUGGCAAUUACGCUCAGCUGUGAGAUCCCUGUACAACUCGAGAAAUGCUUACGAUGACCGUGUCUAAGCUGGUGACAGAAUGCAUUGAAAGCUUAACUGUGCGAAACAAGCGGGGCCGCUGCAGGGCAGUGUUCACUGCUUAUUCUUGAGGGGGCUGGUAUGGCUCCACCAAAAAUUUGCUAAAGCUUUUGAUCUUGUCCACACCUCUGACCUCUUCUGUCAAGAGUGGACACCGGACAAUGUGGAAC